AUGGUGAUAAAAUUGAAAAUAAAUGAUACAAAUGAGAAUGUGAGUCGGUUGCGAUCUAUAUCGUCUCAGCUAAUAGCAUGUUCUUCUUCAUUUUUAUUAUUAUUUGACUUGGGAAUGGCGAUAAAUUUUUCAACAAUUAUAAUACCAGCAUUACUUGACUCUAAGGGGGAAUUAUCAUUUGAUGAAAGCCAGGCUUCUUGGUUCGGGAGCAUAUCAUUUCUAGCCCAACCAAUUGGAGCAAUAGUUUCUGGUCCCUUAGUAGAUUAUGUAGGACGCAAGAAGGCCAACUUUUUAGUUAAUAUACCGAUGAUAGCGGCUUGGCUUCUUAUGUACUUUGCUUGGAAUCUACCCUCGCUCUUCACUGCCAAUGCCCUGUUAGGAAUUAGUUCGGGAAUCAUGGAAGCCCCUAUUAAUUCUUAUGUUGGUGAAAUAAGCGAACCGUCAAUCCGCGGAGCAUUGUGCACCUUAACACAAUUCUUCUCAUCGUUCGGUAUACUGGUUAUGUAUUUCCUGGGAACUUUCAUGCAGUGGCGAAAUGCUGCCCUCAUGUGUCUCAUAGCGCCCGUUGCUUCCAUGAUCACUGUUGCAUUUUCACCAGAAACUCCAGUAUGGCUAUUAACAAGGAAUCGUGAAAAGGAAGCGCUUAAGUCACUUUGUACGCUGCGAGGAUGGACUACUCCAGAUAAUGUCAAGGAAGAAUUCACUGAUCUUCUCGACUAUAGCAAGAAAUUACAGCAAUGUGUGAUAUGUUGCAGUACAAACCAGGACUAUAAAAGUUGUCCUCAUGAGUCCAUGAAUUGGUUUAUAAGGCGUGUUCUCAAAUUCAGAUAUGUAAUAAUGUGUAAAGAAACUGUAAGGCCAUUGACACUCGUGGUAAUGUACUUCUUAUUUUUUGUGAUGAGCGGACUUACGCCAAUUAGACCGAAUCUGGUCAAUGUGUGUGGAGCUUUUGGUAUGGCCCAGGACAGCAAGCAAGUUGUGCUGCUCGUCGGAGUGAUCACAUUUUUGGUUUGUUUCCUUACUAUUGGUCUGAUAAAAAUGUUGGGUAAACGAAAGUUGGUGAUAUCGUCAAUGUUCGGAAGCGCAAUUUGUUGUUUACUCUUAAGUAUGUACGCGGCGAAGGUCUUGGACGAAUCUGUGUCAUCUUAUCAUCCUGAGACAUUUCCUAAGACAACAAGUUUGACACCAUUGAUAUUAUUUUAUUUCAUGACGAUAUUCACUGGUUUGGGGAUACCGUGGGUACUGCUUGGAGAGCUGUUUCCAUUUAGAAGCCGCGCCACAGCCCAGGGUUUAUCAGCUGCUAGUUUCUACGUUUUUUCAUUUCUUGGCUCAAAAACCUUCAUCAAUCUUGAGAACAGUGUGAAAUUAUGGGGAACUUUUGCUACAUAUGCAGCUUUCGGUUUUGCCGGUACGAUAUAUUUGUACUUUUUCUUGCCAGAAACGGAAGGCAAGUCAUUGCAAGAAAUUGAAAACUAUUACAAUGGACGAUUUAGAAUAUUUGCUGACGAUCCCGUUAUAAACAAAUUAAAAAGACUAGGGAGAUAA
Molecule: messenger RNA, 1545 nt
Organism: Danaus chrysippus (African queen)
Lineage: Eukaryota; Metazoa; Arthropoda; Insecta; Lepidoptera; Nymphalidae
Source: the annotation of a GenBank genome assembly